CCGGCGGCGCGCGCCGCGACGCCAGCCGUCACCAUGGCGACGCCCCGCCACCUGCCGCUGCUGCUCGCACUGCUGCUCGCCGCGGUAGCCCGAGCCGCACCCACCGACAUCGCAGGAGCGGGCGACGUCUUCGUGUUCCCGGAGCCGCAUGUGGUAGCUGCGGCGGCCCCACUGCCCACGGCGUCUGCGUCUGCGGCGGCGGCGUCAGAGGCAGCAGGGGGCGGCGUGGGGGCGAGCGCCGUGGCCGAGGGCGGGCUGGCCGGCGCCUCCAGCUUCAGCGGUCCCGGGUUCGCGGCCAGCCACGCCUCCAGCUACGGCGGCGGCGGGGGCGGCGCCUUCAGCUACAGCAGCGGCGCGCACGCCGCCUCCUACAGCUCCAGCUUCGGGCCGGCGGGGGCGGCGGUCCAUCACUCGGCCAGCUUCAGCUUCAGCCACAGCCAGCGCCACGGCCAGCAGCAGUUCCCGCAGCUGCCGCCAGAGUUCGUACGCCGUCGCGGCUCGUCUUCCAACCCAGCGUUGAAAUCUCCGGAGCUAUUGCGGCGACUGAUGCGACGUCUAUCGACUGCCAGGCGAAACGCCACGACAUUUCUACGAAGGGCAGCGGCCUCGUCUCAUUGACAACUGCUGUGCUAGGAAACAUGUCUCCAUGCUGAAGCUUUUUUUAAAAUCUAAUUCCUGCUACGUAGUAGUUACCAUCACAAGUUACCGAAGAAAACCUCAAGUUUACCAAAGCCGUAAAUGUAAACAAAGCACCCGCAGGUGCUGCAACUCACUGCCAUAAUUCCAACGUUGUGUUCAGCCUCUCACCAUUUAAGCAUAAAUAAACAGCAUUGCUCAAAUUUUAAUACAUGAUUUGCAACAUAACCCUACCGUCUAAUUUUUACACUUAUAUUUAUAUUUAUAUUUAUAGCGUGUUUUUAUAGCGAGACAAUUCCGUCAUUCGUAAUACAAGAUGUACUCCCAUCUGAUUCUCAGUUAGAGCAUGUGUUCUUAGCAAGUUUGUUGUUCAGAGUUAAUCGAACCUAAACUAAAACAGGCAUGUAUGUAGUAUAUACCAUUCGUGGCUCUUUAAAUUCUUCCCCUUCUCCAACAGCAUACAUAAACAGAUAUCGACAAUAUUUCUAGUCAUAGUACAAAUAGCAACGUUGCUCAGAAGUCAGUGGUAUCAGACGCAGUGCUAGACCAAUUCCUUAAUGAUCAGUCACUUAAUGAAAUUUUCCCCCGUGUGCCGAUUAUCAAACAAACAAACAAAAACAACUGUAAAACUGUCUCUCUGUUAUGUCUAUAACUCAGUAAAUAAAUAUAAUAAAUUAUCCAUUGUUUCA
Molecule: messenger RNA, 1325 nt
Organism: Schistocerca gregaria
Lineage: Eukaryota; Metazoa; Arthropoda; Insecta; Orthoptera; Acrididae
Product: keratin, type II cytoskeletal 68 kDa, component IB-like
Exons: 3
Coding region: 34-618 (194 amino acids)
Source: RefSeq, a predicted model, not a curated record